This is a messenger RNA of Closterium sp. Naga37s-1, 4401 nucleotides long. The record is from the annotation of a GenBank genome assembly. NCBI's taxonomy places the organism in Eukaryota, Viridiplantae, Streptophyta, Zygnematophyceae, Desmidiales, Closteriaceae.
AUGGCACUGCACUCCAUGGCGCUAAAAAGCACACUGCUCACCCUUCCCCUACCAGGCCUUUCCCCAUCUCACCCUCCUCCCUCUCACCCUCCCCUCGCUCACCCUCCCUCUCUCUCCCUCCCCACCCUCCCCCUCGCCACCCUCGCAGGCAGUGUAACGUCUUUCCAUCAGCGCAGUGCUCGGUCCAUUCCCUACAGCAGGGUAAAGCCCACCCCAUCCCCCGCAGGCGUGACCUUCAAGCCAGUCCAACUUCCCCCUCCCCCCCCUUCCUUCCUCUCCCCGCUCUCCACCCCCUCAGGCGGCAUAACAUCCUUCCAGCAGGGUAAAGCCCACCCCAUCCCCUGCGCCCUGCCGCUCGCUCUGCUGCUGACCAACACGCAUGUCCCUCGCAGCACGAGCGGCAUAACGUCCUUCCAGCAGGGUAAAGCCCACCCCAUCCCCUGUGCUCUACCGCUCUCCCUGCUGCUCACCAACACGCGAGUCCCUCGCAGCACGCGCGUGCUCGUGUCAGGAGUGGCUGCGCGCCUGGCAGCACAUGCCGACAGUGUGACAGCCGUGCUGCAAGCCAUGCACCAUGUGGCCCUGCAGGCCUCCCAGCUGCUACAGCAGCAGCAGCAGGGAUCCGAAUCAAGAGCAGCGAGUGCCACCAGAGAGGCAAGUGCCACCGGUGCAGGAGCAGUGGCACAGGUAGCAGAAGCUGCUGCCGGUACUGAGUCCAUGGCGAACAAUGCAGCACUGGAAGAACCACCAGCAGCAGCAGCAGCAGCAGCAGCAGCAGCAACAACAACAACAGAGCUAGACACAGUGCAAGCAAGAGAAUCAAAAGAAGAAGAAAAGGAAGAAGCAGCAACAUUAGACCCGUCCGGUGCUGUCUAUUCAUCCCUGUGCACGCUCGUGAGCAUGAAUCAGGGCCUGCUGAGCGCUCUGGGGGUGAGCCAUGGCAGCAUUGACACGGUGUGCAUGGCCUCAGCGCGCCAUGGGCUGUGCUCCAAGCUCACAGGGGCGGGGGGAGGCGGGUGUGUCAUCACGCUGCUACCACCAGUUAGGUCCGAGAAGAUCUGCGGCGAUUCCGUCGGCGUGGCCGUCGACGGGGAGCCAUUCAUCGCGUGCGGCCACUGCAACUACCCCGUCUGCCGGCCAUGCUACGAGUACGAGCGCAAGGAGGGCGGCAAAGCGUGCCCCAACUGCAAGACCUUCUACAAACGCCUCAAGGGCAGCCCGAGGAUCGAAGCGGACGAUGAGGAGGACGAGGAGGAGGGAGGAGAGGAACAACCAGCGGACUGGCGGUACCGCUCGUCGCUUUACCAGAGCGAUCCUAGCCCUCCGCCGGCGGGAGCAGGAACGCUGCAUCAAUCGCAGCCGUCCAUGGACGACGCGCAGAACCUCGGAUACGGCGCGUCGCCGAUUCACGAGAACUCCGCGUACCGAAGGUCGCAGAUGGACAACGACUCGGCGAGUGACUAUAACGAGCACCUGGGCAUGCCCGUGGGAUCGACGUCGCCGCAGGUCGGACCACGCAACGCCAUCGUGCCUAGCGGAGGGGGUUUUGGCACGUUCGGAAACGCCACCAGUCAAGCGCAGAACGACUGGCUCGCGCAAUCAGGCUCGGAAACCCCCGCCGUGCGCGCGCUGGACCCGAAGAAGGACCCGACCGAGUACGGGUACGGCAGCGUCGUGUGGAAGGGGCGCACCGUGGCUUCCGCUGACGGCAUGGAGGCGGGCGCCGGCGGGGGCCCGGGGAACUACGCGUACGGCGGCAUGGGCGCAGACGGGUCUCCCACGCAAGACCAGGAUGGCGAUCUGCCCACCAUGGACGAAGCGCGCCAGCCGCUCUCCCGCAAGAUCCACCUCAAGUCGGAGUUAAUCUCGCCGUACCGCCUCGUCAUCGUGAUGCGCCUCGUCGUCACCGUCCUUUUCCUCCGCUGGCGUAUCAUGAACCCCGUGUGGGACGCGUACGGGCUCUGGCUCGUGUCGAUCAUCUGCGAAGUCUGGUUCUUCUUCUCCUGGAUCCUGGAUCAGUUUCCGAAAUGGAACCCGAUUCGGCGGGAAACGUACAUGGACCGGCUGUCGCUGCGAUUCGAGAAGCCCAACGAAGACUCGCAGCUCGCACCCGUCGAUCUGUUCGUAUCGACGGUGGAUCCAUUGAAGGAGCCGCCGCUGACUACGGCGAACACGCUGCUGUCGAUCCUGGCCGUCGAUUACCCGGUCGACAAGGUCGCGUGCUACUUAUCCGACGAUGGUGGCUCCAUGCUGACGUUCGACAUGAUGGGCGAGACGGCGGAAUUCGCGCGUAUCUGGGUGCCCUUUUGCAAGAAGUACAACAUCGAGCCGCGCGCGCCCGACGUUUAUUUCAUCCAGAAGGUGGAUUUUUUGAAAGACAAGCUGGACACGACGUUUGUGCUGGAGCGUCGCACCGUGAAGCGGCAGUACGAGGAGUUCAAAGUGCGCAUCAACGCGCACUGCGCGCGUUUCCAGAACGUGCCGGCCGACGGGUGGACGAUGCAGGACGGCACACCGUGGCCCGGAAAUAAAUCCCGCGACCAUCCCGGCAUGAUCCAGGUGUUCCUUGGUCCUAACGGCGGCGCGGGCACGGACGGCGUGGCGCUGCCGCGGCUCGUGUACGUAUCGCGGGAGAAGCGGCCCGGGUAUAAUCACCACAAGAAGGCCGGAGCCAUGAACUCGCUGGUGCGCGUCGCGGCGGUGCUGACGAACGCGCCGUACAUUCUGAAUCUGGAUUGCGAUCAUUACCUCAACAACUCGCGCGCGCUCCGGGAAGCGAUGUGUUUCAUGAUGGACCCGAACGUGGGGAAGCGGUGCUGCUACGUGCAGUUCCCGCAGCGAUUCGACGGCAUCGACCCCAGCGAUCGAUACGCCAACAACAACACCGUGUUCUUCGACAUUAACUUGCCCGGGCUCGACGGAGUGCAAGGGCCCGUAUACGUCGGAACUGGUUGCUGUUUCCGGCGGCACGCGCUGUACGGAUUCGAUCCGCCCAAGAAGGAGAAGAAGCCGCGCAACGGGAUCUGCGCGCUCUGCCACUGCAUCUUCUGCUGCGGGGGCUGCGACGGGCGCAAGAAGAAGUCUGCGGAGCUUCAGGCGCUGGCGGAAGGCGGAGGGCUGAGUGACGGGAAGAGCAAGGGGAAGGCGAAGGGGCGCAAGGGGAAGGGGAAGAGCGGGCGGAUGGAGCGGAUCGCGGAGGGGAGGGAGGAAGCUGCGGCGAUGGCUAUGAACGCGAUGGGCAUGGGGAUAGACGACGUGGAAGGCAUGACGGAGGAGGACGAGAAGGGAAGCCUGAUGGCUCUGAAGAAGUUCGAGAAGCGGUUCGGCGCGUCGCCCGUGUUCGUGCUGUCCACGUUCCACGAGGAGGGCGGCGGCGUGGCGUUCACGGGCCCGGGAUCGACGCUCAAGGAGGCAAUCCACGUCAUCUCGUGCGGCUAUGAGGAGGGCACGGACUGGGGCAAGGAGAUCGGGUGGAUCUACGGGUCCGUGACAGAGGAUAUUCUCACGGGCUUCAAGAUGCAGUGCCGCGGGUGGCGCUCCAUUUACUGCCAGCCCAAGCGGGUGGCGUUCAAGGGGUCUGCGCCCAUCAAUCUGUCCGACCGUCUGCAGCAGGUGUUGCGUUGGGCUCUGGGUUCCAUCGAAAUCUUUCUCUCCCGGCAUUGCCCCAUCUGGUACGGCUGGAAGGCAAACCGCCUCAAGGUGCUGCAACGGCUGGCGUAUGCGAACACGGCCGUGUACCCGUUCACGUCGUUCCCGCUGCUCGCGUACUGCAUGCUGCCCGCGAUUUGUCUGUUUACGGGGAAAUUCAUCAUUCCUGGGCUGACCACCAUCGCGACGCUGUAUUUCGUCGGGCUUUUCGCGGCGAUUAUCGCGACUUACGUGCUGGAGCUGAGGUGGAGCGGGGUGAGUAUGACGGAGCUGUGGCGAAACGAGCAGUUUUGGGUUAUCGGUGGCGUGUCGGCGCAUCUGUUCGCGGUGUUCCAGGGCCUUUUGAAAGUGCUAGCUGGCAUCGACACGAAUUUCACGGUCACGGCGAAGCAGGCGGAUGACGGGGAGUUUGCUGAGCUGUACAUGGUGAAGUGGACGACGCUGCUGAUCCCCCCGAUGUUCCUCGUCAUUAUCAACAUCCUUGGGAUUAUAUCGGGGAUCGCGCAGGCGAUGAAUAUGGGGACGGUUGGGAUGGGGACAAUGUUCGGCAAGAUUUUCUUUUCGCUCUGGGUGAUUCUGCAUCUUUACCCGUUUUUGAAGGGUAUGAGCGGGAAGAACAAGCGCGUGCCGACGCUGGUUGUUGUGUGGUCGAUUCUGCUCGCCUCGGUGUUUUCGCUCCUCUGGGCGGAUAUCAACCCGUGGCGAGCGGAUGCAACCGGGCCUACUGCUGAGGAGUGCGGCAUUCGGUGCUAG